AGUGUACAGUACUACACUGAUCUUAAUCUGUCAGGUUCAGGGUCCAACUUACUUCCAAAAACUUAAGUGUUGAACUAAAGGAGGAACAGAUUUGCUUUCACGAUGAAGACACUGCAUCUUUUACUUAUUUUGGGGUCUGUCAUUAGCGUUGUGUCUACAGACGAUGAGUCUAUGGUUCUGGCUGGUGGGCUCAUUCUAACAACGUCUGUGCUUCUGGUUUCAAUAGUCAUGCAUUUUAAUACUCAGCCGGAACCUUUACGGACUUUUAAUCCUGCAGGUUUGAAGUCAGAUUUAGGACAAGCCCUCUUUGGGCAGCACAUUGUCUCUGAUGUUGUACUAAAAGCUGUGUCCUCGUUUAUGGCUGACAGCAAACCAAACAAACCUCUGGUCCUCUCUUUCCACGGGACUGCAGGAACUGGAAAAAAUCAUGUCUCUAAAAUCAUUGCAAGAAACCUUUACACUACAGGAGAAAACAGCAAGCAUGUUCACACAUUUAUAUAUGACAAUCAAGAUUCAAAUGCGUACAGUGUGUGGCUAAAGCAGUUCAUACAUACGAAUGUAGCAAAUUUUCCACGCUCCAUGUUCAUUUUUGAUGAAAUGGACAAAAUGCAACCACAGGUUAUCGAUGUGAUUAAACCAUUCAUUGACUACAAUGCCCAUGUAAAUGGAGUGUCAUUCCACAAAGCAAUCUUCAUUUUUCUCAGUAAUACAGGUGGGAAAGUGAUUGCCGACCUGGCCCUGGAUUUCUGGAGAGAAGGCAGAAAACGGGAAGAGAUCAAGAUGAACAGCAGGGAUCUAGAGAUUAUGAUCUCUGAAAGCAUCAGCAAGAACGAGAAAAGUGGAUUUUGGCACUCCAGUCUCAUAGAGCAUCAUCUGAUUGAUCACUUUAUUCCUUUCCUACCUCUGGAGCUGAGGCAUGUGCGCCAGUGUGUCUUGACUGAGAUGGAGCAUCUGAACAAAACCCAAGAUGCUCAUCUGGCAGAUAAAGUGGCCAGAGACAUGCCUUUCUUCCCCAAAAUACACAGAGUCUUUGCUGAGAAAGGCUGCAAGUCCGUCAGGCAGAAGUUGGCGCUAUAUGUUGAUGAAUAGAAGUACCACUUAGUGCCAUUUGAAUGUAUUUGAAUAAGGGCUGUCAAUAGAUUGUUUUUCUAAAUUGAGACUAAUAAAUUAUUCUCACAAAA
Danio aesculapii is the source of this 1181-nucleotide messenger RNA. It is a transcript of the gene tor1l3, whose product is annotated as torsin family 1 like 3. The record is from RefSeq and is a predicted model, not a curated record. Gene Ontology annotation, biological process: nuclear membrane organization; protein localization to nucleus. The transcript has 5 exons. The coding region runs from base 103 to 1089 and encodes 328 amino acids. NCBI's taxonomy places the organism in Eukaryota, Metazoa, Chordata, Actinopteri, Cypriniformes, Danionidae. Gene Ontology annotation, molecular function: ATP hydrolysis activity; kinesin binding; ATP binding. Gene Ontology annotation, cellular component: nuclear envelope; endoplasmic reticulum; endoplasmic reticulum lumen.